Molecule: messenger RNA, 2635 nt
Organism: Monascus purpureus
Lineage: Eukaryota; Fungi; Ascomycota; Eurotiomycetes; Eurotiales; Aspergillaceae
Source: the annotation of a GenBank genome assembly
CCUCGCCCUGUUUUCAUCCUCCGGCUAUGGAAUCCCUUUAAUAAAUCCUCAUCUCUGCUCCCAAAUGCCACUCUUUCUUCGUCCCAUCCUGCACGCCAUGUCAUCGCGGAAAUGCAUGCGCCCUCUUCUCUUCUCCCUGAUCCUGUUCGCCCUGUUCGCCCUCGCGUUCUCCUUGGAUCCGCACCUGCAUUUCCAUGGGCGACGGACCUUGAAGUCACCGCAGCAGAGGUAUCUUGAUGAAAGACAACAGUAUUCAAGUCAGUUCAGGAAAUUCAAGUCGACGCUAGCUCGGUUACACCCCCCUCCGGAUUUCGACAAUCCUCACAUCCUCCUUGAUCCUCGCUUUAAGGGUAAGGAGGGAACCGACACCCCCAGAAUAUACUAUCCUUACCCGGAUUAUGAGAGCGACGAAUGGAAAAACUCCCAUCGCGGCUCCUUCGUGGCCUGCGUUGGACCGCGGGGGAAGCUUUUGAACGAGAGUUUGGAUGAUCAGGUCGGCGUCUACAUCGGUAUUCCUGAGGGCUUCCCUGAGCCCAUGUUCGGUUCGCACAAGGCUGUAGGACUGGACGGCCGCAUAUCCUUCGACCGGUACACCAGAUACGGCGCCUAUGGCUUCGGAGAGUCCGAAUCUUCCGUCGACAACUGGAUGAAACCCGAAAAGGUCGAAUGGGACCAGGUGGAUUGGGGAACAUUACAAGAGGAAUGUCUCGAACGCAAUGCCGACCGGUUUCCCGACCCCUAUAAGAAUGCCGAUCAGUCCUAUCCCUCUGGCACGUCCAACCUCCACAUCCCACCCCAAUCACGCACAGCUGUUCUUAUUCGAAGCUAUACGGGCAAGGUAUAUUCGGAAAAUGAUAAGCAAGUGAUCCGGUCGAUGAUCACGGAACUGGCACUUCAAUCCGGUGGAGAAUAUGAAGUUGUCCUGCUGGUUCACGUCAGGGAUGACAAUAUUCCGAUCGACGAUCCGGAGGUAUGCCAACAGGUCCUGAGAGAGAACGUUCCCCAGGAGUUUUGGGGCAUCACCACACUAUGGAACAUGCCAACCGCGGCUGCGCGGUAUCCCCUGGUUGAUCCGGCCCUUGUCGACGUCCAUCACUCGCAGUGGUUCUCCGUCCAACACUUUAUGCUCGAAAACCCGCAGUUUGAAUAUUUCUGGAACUGGGAGAUCGAUGCCCGCUUCACCGGCCAUCUGUACGAACUGCUCGAGAAGAUCGCCGAAUUUGGCCGAAACCAGCCCCGACGAGGCAUCUGGGAGCGCAGCGAGCGAUUCUACAUUCCACAGAUUCACGGGGAUUACAACACUUCUUUCCGAAAGUUCGCCGAAGAGCAAGCGGGCCAGCUCGUCUGGGGGCCGUUGGCGAUAGACUAUGUCCGACCGAUGCCUCUUGUGCCCAAGGGACCAACUCCGCCCGUGAAGAAAGCUCGACAGGAUGAUUAUCAGUGGGGUGUCGGCGAGGAGGCAGACUACAUUGGUUUCCUGCCCAUAUUCAACCCUAUCAACACCGACUGGGUCAUCCGAAACGAGGUCAGCGGGUACUUUGGGCCAGACACGCCACGACGAGCGACCCUGAUCACGCAUUCGCGCGUGUCGCGACGGUUGCUGCUGACGAUGGACGACGAGAACCUCUUGGGGCGACAUAUGGGCUCGGAGCUGUUCGCGCAGUCGGUGGCUAUUCUCCACGGGUUCAAGGGCGUCACCAUUCCGCACCCGAUCUAUUCGGAGCGGUCUUUGCCACCUCACCGCGUGGACCGGUGGUUCAACUCGGGUAUCAACGGGCGAUCCGGCAGUACCAAGGACAGUCCGUUCUCCUGGGGUCGGGAAGCGCGGUUCCAGGACCUGUCCUGGUACUAUCGCUCCAACCUGCCGGGGCGGCUGUACUGGAACUUCCUGGGAUGGGAGAAGGAAGGCACGGGAGGGAAAUCGUACGAACGGUGGUUCGGACGAGUGUGUCUGCCGUCGAUCAUGUUCCACCCGGUGAAGGACGUGGAGCCGCUUGCGGAUAGCACACACUACGAGCUGCCUGUGUGAUCACCAUCGUGGAUGUUUCUGACGGAGUUAUUCAAAUACCCUCAAUUCUGGUUUUUGUGGCAUGGGGCGUUUGCAGCAGUUAUUCUUUUUAUUUUCAUUUUCAUUUUUUUCCCCUUCAUCUUUUUUUAUGCCAGUGUAUAGACCAGUGGGCACUAUUUCAUUAUGCUAUGGGUCCUAAUUGUAAUAUUAUUACGGAGUCGAGACAGAACGGAGCAUGCGGCAUUUGCACGGCGUCGACGGGGGGGGGGAAAGAUAAAUCAGUCGGUAAAUACUAGACAUAAAUAAUGGCAAUGGGUAUUCAAUUGAAUCGAUUCUCCCCGCUGUAUGCGCGAGCUACUGCAGUCGACGGAUGCAGAGCAGUGUCGCGUACAGCGUAUAUAUGCAAGGGCUCAAGCAGGGGAGAUGAGCAUGGAGAUGGUGCGACGCAGGACGGGCCGUGCAGCAGCAGCAAUCUCCGCUCAAAAGUCUGCUAGAAGCCGGAUUAUUGUGGUCUGACUGCUUUGAUCUCUGAUUGAAGGCAUUAUUAUUCUCGUCCGAAUUGGGGGACACGAAGACGUUUGGAAGGUUGGUUUACGAGUUGAUGGAAGAAUACGAGGUCUCUCGGAA